Pteronotus mesoamericanus is the source of this 4661-nucleotide messenger RNA. RefSeq names its product 6-phosphofructo-2-kinase/fructose-2,6-biphosphatase 3 (gene PFKFB3). Gene Ontology annotation, cellular component: cytosol. Bases 377 to 1957 code for a protein of 526 amino acids. Gene Ontology annotation, molecular function: ATP binding; fructose-2,6-bisphosphate 2-phosphatase activity; 6-phosphofructo-2-kinase activity. The record is from RefSeq and is a predicted model, not a curated record. The transcript has 17 exons. Gene Ontology annotation, biological process: fructose metabolic process; fructose 2,6-bisphosphate metabolic process. Lineage: Eukaryota; Metazoa; Chordata; Mammalia; Chiroptera; Mormoopidae.
GAGCCGAAGAGGAGGCGAGCGGGAGGAAAACGCGGAGGACUCGAGCUGGCACGCAGGGACCGAGGCUGUCACUGCUCUCCGAGCAUCCCCGGGAUUUCCCAGGUGGACCAGACCAGACCAGCCCAGCCCUGCGCAAGCCGCAGGUGCAGCCCCAGGCCCCCGCCCCUUUCGAAGCGCUCUAGGAGCCUCACGUUCCGGGCGAGCGCUCGUCAUUGAGCACAAAGCACGUUUCCAAAAAGCCGCGGUAGGGAAAGCGGCCGGCCAGUGCUCCCGCGCACAACCCCCCUUUUCCUUUGUUUCGGGGGUCGACAAACCACUCUCUUCCCCAACUCUGAAUUCUUCGCAAGGGGAGGGCUGCGGAGUCCAGGCUGUGAAGAUGCCCCUGGAGCUGACUCAGAGCCGGGUACAGAAGAUCUGGAUCCCGGUCGACCACCGUCCCUCGCUGCCCAGAUCCUGUGGGCCGAAGCUGACCAACUCCCCGACGGUGAUUGUCAUGGUAGGCCUCCCAGCCCGGGGCAAGACCUAUAUCUCCAAGAAGCUGACUCGCUACCUCAACUGGAUUGGCGUCCCCACGAAAGUGUUCAACGUCGGGGAAUACCGCCGGGAGGCUGUGAAGCAGUACAGCUCCUACAACUUCUUUCGCCCUGACAAUGAGGAGGCCAUGAGAGUCCGAAAGCAGUGUGCCCUUGCUGCUUUGAGAGACGUCAAGAGUUACCUGACGAAGGAAGGGGGCCAAAUUUCAGUUUUUGAUGCCACCAAUACUACGAGAGAGAGGAGACACAUGAUCCUUCACUUUGCCAAAGAAAAUGACUUCAAGGUGUUUUUCAUUGAGUCGGUGUGUGAUGAUCCCACCGUUGUGGCCUCUAAUAUUAUGGAAGUGAAAAUCUCCAGCCCUGAUUACAAAGACUGCAACUCAGCAGAGGCGAUGGACGACUUCAUGAAGAGAAUUAGUUGCUAUGAAGCCAGCUAUCAGCCCCUCGAUCCUGACAAAUGUGAUAGGGAUCUGUCCCUGAUCAAGGUGAUCGAUGUGGGCCGGCGGUUCUUGGUGAACAGAGUUCAGGACCACAUUCAGAGCCGAAUUGUGUACUACCUGAUGAACAUCCACGUGCAGCCCCGCACCAUCUACCUGUGUCGGCACGGCGAGAGCGAGCACAACCUCCAGGGGAAGAUUGGAGGGGACUCAGGCCUGUCCAGCAGGGGCCGGAAGUUUGCCAACGCCUUGAGCAAAUUUGUGGAGGAGCAGAACCUGAAGGACCUCAAGGUGUGGACCAGCCAGCUGAAGAGUACCAUCCAGACGGCAGAAGCCCUUCAGCUUCCCUAUGAACAGUGGAAGGCGCUCAAUGAAAUCGAUGCUGGUGUCUGUGAGGAGAUGACCUACGAGGAGAUAAAGGACACCUACCCUGAGGAGUAUGCUCUGCGUGAGCAGGACAAGUACUACUACCGGUACCCCACCGGGGAGUCCUACCAAGACCUGGUGCAGCGCCUGGAGCCCGUGAUCAUGGAGCUGGAACGGCAGGAGAAUGUGCUGGUCAUCUGUCACCAGGCUGUCCUGCGUUGCCUUUUGGCCUACUUCCUGGAUAAGAGCGCAGAGGAGAUGCCUUACCUGAAAUGCCCCCUUCACACUGUCCUGAAACUGACUCCAGUCGCUUAUGGUUGCCGUGUAGAAUCCAUCUACCUGAAUGUGGAGUCAGUAAACACACACCGGGAGAGGUCUGAGGACGCAAAGAAGGGACCUAACCCACUCAUGAGACGCAAUAGUGUCACCCCACUAGCCAGCCCCGAGCCCACCAAAAAGCCUCGCAUCAACAGCUUUGAGGAGCAUGUGGCCUCUGCCUCCGCUGCCCUACCCAACUGCCUGCCCCCGGAGGUGCCCGCACAGCUGCCCGGACAACCUUUGCUAGGGAAAGCCUGUUUACGAACUGUCUGUCACAUUUUCUCAAAGUUUUCUCCUUACUAACCUUGGAAAGAACAUGAAUGGCUCCCAGAGCAGCGUCGACUCCUCCGGGACACACUGAGGCAGACCUGUUGGUUCCAUUCCCUUUCCUUUCCUGCAGUUUAGGUAGGGGCUCUUCCAUCCACCUGAGACGAUCCCAAGGACUUUCCCGGAAUGGGGCGGGAUGGCACAGAAGAGGGGUCUGCUGCUCCGAGUGAACCCGCGCCCCCCACAGCAUCGGGGCGGCCGAGACCCCAGCAUGCCUUCCCCGUGUGUGCGCAGAGUCCACGCCUCCGCAUCCAGCUGCGGCCGCCCCCACCCCGGGCUCUCCCCGCUGUCCAGGGCUGUGUGGUCUCACUGACUCUCCACAAGGCUUGGUCAGGACGAUGAGCAGUGGAGGAGGUGAGAGAAGGCCCUGAGGAGGGGACGUCGGAUGCCUCUGCUGUUUUGUUUUGUUUCAUUUUUGUGAUCCUGGCCUAGAAUGUUCCCAGCUGGGCGGUGACACAGGGCCCAGAACCCUAAAAUUAGAGGGACCUAGAUCCCAGUUACUGAAGGUUCAGGGAUGUUGAAAACUUUCACAAGGCUUGUUCGUGCAUCUUGGCCUGGGACUUGUGAAGAAAGGACACAUGCUAGGAUGGGGCCAGCCGGGAGAGCCAGUGUGGAGGUGCAGACAGAAGUCCCUGAGCUGGACGUGCUGUCAGCUGAGUAGUGGCCCUCCGCGUGUCCACACACCUUCCCAGUCUGUGCUUGGCCUCGGAAGAUGUUGAAGGAUCAUCUGGCAGUGCUGGCAAGAGGAACUAGCACCGGUGCCUCAACCCCUGGGGGGAGCUGUGUGGUCCCCCCACUGUCAGGCCUGGAUCAAAGGCCCCUGAGGGGCGGUUUUCCUGGGGCUGCUUGCUUUUGCACUUUUUUACUGGCAGAACAUGUGACCCAAAAGUCACACCUUCUCUUCAAGAACUUAGAUGUUUGGGUUUUGUGCCUGCGGGGGCCGAAGCUGUGACAGAAUGCGGGGAGUUGGGCCAUGCCCAUGAGAUGGGGAGCUCAAAGGAGUCCCGGAAGCCGACUGGGGAGCAGAUGCUCAAAUCACUGCAAGAAAGACCCGGGGAGACAACGUGGAGAAGAACAAGGAUCCGGCCUCCUUCCUUUAGGACGUUCAUCACCUCCCACAUUGGCCAGGUGGGGACAUUGGCCCAAGCCAGGCCUCACUCCAGGCUACUUCCUCCAAGAGGCUGUGCGCGGUGUCCCGGCAGGAUUCGGCUCAGUCCCACACGUUUUCAUGGAGUAUCUGCUGUGUGUCUGGCAUGGUGUUGGGUUCCUUGGGGAAUGUCCUCUUUGUUCAAAGCAGGGAUUUAGGGACAUCCUUGUAGUUUCUACCUGCUGGUUUCUCCCUGUCGCCUCCAAGGACUGGGGGACGAAGGAGGUGUCCUGAGGCCCAGAAGAAACAAUUUGGAGACUCAGCACUGGUCCAAAUGACCCUUUUAAGAGUCUUUCUAAAAGCUGGUGCCAAAGGUCACUUUCCUUUUCUGCUGUCUGCUUUUUUUUGCCUGGUAUCCUCACUCCUCAGCCUACAAAAAAGCUGAGAAUGGGGGCGGGCAGGCUUAAACAGCUGGAGCUGGAAGUGGAAAGAACAGCUAUUUUUGUUUUGUUUUGUUUUUUUUGUUUGAGAGGAGCUCCUAGAGAAUAUACAUUUCUCUGGUUGGGAUUACGUGGGAAAUGGGACACACUUCACAUACCUUAAAAUUAAGUUGGAGGUUUUCACACCAAAUCAUUCAACCCCUGUCCCCCUUACUUGGCAGUCUGCCUGAGAGGAUGUCUGUAUGUGCAUCUGGUGCGACUGAAGACUUGGGUUAUUUCUCCUCUUUCCCGCUACCUUGAGUCUAGUUGACUGGGGUGUAUGUUUGUAGGUUGGCCAUAUUUUUAGACAGAGGGGCCUGCUCUGCUCCAAAGCUCCUACUCAAGAGAUCUGCUCUUGAGAAUGACUUAAUUGUUUCCUACCUUCUGGACUUCUCUCUCUGGUUGUCAGCGCAAACUCCAAUCCUUGACUCUCAUGGACAGUUUGAGUGGGGCUGUGUGAAGGUGCAUGUCCCUGGCCUCUGACAGCCUGACAUCAGUAUGGACAUACGUGAGCUUUGCCUGGACAGAAUGUGGUUUGUCAGGGCCUGAGUGGGGCGGAAGACAUAAAUAUGGACAGGAAGGGGGAGAGAAGGAUGCUGCUGAGGGGAAAGCUGGUGAUCUGACCUGAGGAGGUGCUGGAUGGAGCUGCAGUCGUGGAGCAGCUGCUCCCUUAUUGCCUCUCACCCUCUGCCUCCCAAAAAAUAUCUGGGACCAAUUUUUUUUAACUUUGCAUAUUUGUUUUGGGGUAAGUGUACCCCUCUCCUUUUUCUGUCCUGAGACCAUGGAUGAAACUUCGUUGAGGGGGAGAAGAAAAACUGUUUGAACCACACCAAUGAUGAUUUCGUUUGUAAUACUUGAAACUUAUUUUUUUAUUAUUUUGAUAGCAAAUGUGCUAUUUAUUUAUUUAAUGUGUAUAAGGGAACCUGAAAACAGAAAGCUUUUUAGAUUGGGUUUAUUGUUCGUUGGUUGGUUUGGGGCCUUUUAUGUGUGACCUACAACUUCUCUGCAUUCUGUAUAUUUGUCUGAAUUAAUUACCUGGGAUGAAGCUGUGCCAGCUUUCAAACAGGGGCUGCCUUUCAGAAAUUUGUAUAUUUUGCAGUUGCCAGAACAAUAA